Messenger RNA from Magallana angulata, 2978 nucleotides. RefSeq names its product sodium- and chloride-dependent glycine transporter 2-like. Lineage: Eukaryota; Metazoa; Mollusca; Bivalvia; Ostreida; Ostreidae. The record is from RefSeq and is a predicted model, not a curated record. Gene Ontology annotation, biological process: sodium ion transmembrane transport. The transcript is spliced from 15 exons. Gene Ontology annotation, cellular component: membrane. The coding region runs from base 303 to 2159 and encodes 618 amino acids.
AUUAAACGAAAUUUAGUCUCUUUUACAGUGUCAAUAUCGCGACUUUAAAAAGUAUCAGUUUCCAGUAAUUUGUUUGAAUUGCUCAACCAGAAAUUUUCAGCUUCUAGUAGGAUUUACAACGUUUUUUACGAAACGAAAGCAAUUUCAAAAAGGAACUCAUUGGCAUUGACUAAAAACUGAACUCCAAGCGAAGCGGCGGACGAGCAUCAAACUUUUCAUUGGCAAUUGGAAACUAUAUUCUUUCAAAAGUCUUUAUUUACUGAUACAACUGCAACGAAAACAUAGAUAAAUCGGACGCCAUCAUGGAACUAAAGGAAGACCAUGAAAAGAUUACCCUCAGUGAGGACACUGAAUCAGAGGAGACUGAGGAGAGAGAGAAAUGGGACAAGAAAGCCGAGUCCAUCCUGUCCAUGCUGGGAUUCUGUGUCGGGCUGGGCAACAUCUGGCGAUUCCCGUACCUCUGUAUGAGGAACGGCGGGGGUGCGUUCCUGAUUCCAUUUUUGUUUUUUCUCUUUUUCUGUGGACUUCCGCUCUACACGCUGGAAGUGACCAUGGGUCAGUUCUCUGGCAAGGGGAUAGUCAAAGUCUGGGAUGUUUGUCCUAUAUUCCGAGGCGUUGGGUUUGGAAUAUCGAUACUUUCUACAAUUUCAUGUUCAUAUUACAUAAUAAUAAUAUCUUGGACAACAUUCUACCUAAUAAAUUCGUUCAAGUCGCCGCUACCCUGGACAUUGUGUUUGGAAGACUGGAACACCCCGUUCUGUAGGAUAAAGAACCAUGGCCCUACUGACGUAUCUGUAAACGGAACUCAAUACAACGUCACUUCCUCUGGGUAUUCAAACACCAGCAUUACCCUUAGAAAUCAAAGCGAACUUUUCUCCACCCCCGAGGAGGAGUUUUGGCAAGGAGAAGUCCUUCAUUUGUCUGAUGGUCUUGAAAGCAUUGGACAGAUACAAUGGCAUUUAGCGCUGUGUUUCCUGGCUGCAUGGGUCAUGGUCUACUUGUGUUUAGUCAAAGGAGUGAAAACCGUCGGCAAGGUUGUCUACGUCACGGCGACGCUUCCCUACAUCCUCCUGCUGGUUAUACUGAUCAGAGGCCUGACACUACCCGGUUCUCUGGACGGCGUUCUCUUUUACAUCACUCCAGAUUUCGAGCGUCUAAAAGACGGGAAAGUUUGGGCAGAGGCAGCUAUUCAGAUUUUUUACUCCAGUGGCAUCGUGUGGGGAGCACUCAUAACCAUGGCCAGUUACAACAAAUUCCACAACAAAUGUCUCAGAGAUUGCUACGCCUUGGUUUUAGCAGGAGAAGGAACCAGCAUCUUUGGCGGAUUCGUCGUGUUUUCAGUCCUAGGUUACAUGGCCCACGAAAAUGGUGUACCUAUUGAAAAAGUUGUCAAAUCAGGUCCCGGUCUGGGAUUCAUUGCUUACCCCGAGGCUCUGGCCAAACUGCCCCUUCCCAACCUGUGGGCCGUGCUCUUCUUCAUCAUGCUUCUGACUGUGGGCCUGGACAGUACGUUUGGAACAAUUGAACCCGUUUUUACUGCUCUGUCCGACUCUUUCCGGAUGUGGCGGAAACGACGCGCGCUACUAACGGCGCUCUUCUCGGCCGUCUGCUUCCUUGUGGGGCUCAUCAUGUGCACCGAGGGCGGUAUGUACGUCUUCCAACUCAUUGACUGGUACUCCGCGGCCAUUGCCGUCCCUCUCUUUGGUUUUUUGGAGUGCAUUGCGUUUGGAUGGAUUUACGGUGCUGAGAUGUUCUCGCGAGACGUGAUGAUGAUGACGGGACAAGGUAUUCCUCCGCUGAUCAGGAUCUGCUGGUGUUUCAUCACUCCCACCAUCCUACUGAUAAUAAUGAUAGUGACCCUGAACUCCUACGUGCCCCCUGAGUACGGCAGCUACAAAUACCCCCCGUGGGCCCAGGUGUUCGGAUGGUUCGUCGCAGUAAUUCCUCUCAUUCCUAUUCCGGUCUUUGCCUAUAGAGAAAUCAAGAUCGCAAAUGGUCGGACAUAUAUGGAGAAAUUGAAAAAUUCCCUGCGGCCCAACGAUCAAUGGGGACCAAACCACACAGAAGAGAGAAAGAGAUACAAGGGAGAGAACCGUGAAUAUACCGGAAGUUUACUUGAAAAUAUUGUGGUAAACGUUACAGGCAAAGACAUAUCAUAAAUUCAACUUAUGCCCGAGUACCAUAAUGCAAAUCAGUCAAAAAAUAAUAUAUCCAGUUAUCAGAGUAACGUUUACAUAUCACACAUUAUCUACAUAAUUACCGAUAUUUGAUUGUAUGUACAUGUAUGUAAUAUCUAAUAUUUACAUCUACCGAGUAUUAUUCCCUCUAUUUCUUACGGAAACUUGUAGUUAAUUCAUAGCUCUAUAGAAACAGUCAGACUGAUAUCUACACGCCCUGUUUAUCGAUUGGUCGAAAUCUACAGCGGCUGAAACUGACAGGACCUAACUCAACACGGCCUGUUUAUCGAUUGGUCGAAGCCUACAGAGACAUAAGAAAAACCUCGGACUGCACGAAAUGAUCAUGAUGAUGUCAGACACAAAGUCUCAGAGGAGACGAUUUGGCUGUUUCUUUUUAGCUAACAUAAUUAUGUACGUUAACAGAAAUUUAGCGAAUUUUACUUACUUUAAAUAAUCAAUUAUUAAUUAAUUAAUUAAUAGAAAGAUGUAAAUAUAAAUAAUAAAAUGCUUUCUUUCAUGAGGGUUAUUAAGGUAGCGAUCAUUACAGAAAAAAAUUACAUAACUCGCUAACGCGAAUUAUGUAGUUUUUCUGCAAUGUCGCAUGCAUCACCAAAGAAAGCAUUUUAUUGUUUAGAUAAUAAUGCAUGUUGUGCGUGAUAUAUACAUCCAUAUGAUAAAGAAGCUAGGAUUUAUAGAAGAUUGUUUUAUUUACAAACAUUCAAAUGAAGAUGUGCUAUGUAUCUAUUGAGUCAUUGCAGCUUUUUUGUUAUAUAUAUCUGCUAUUAAAUCGUUUAAGCUUGU